Messenger RNA from Anolis carolinensis (green anole), 2214 nucleotides. RefSeq names its product interleukin 21 receptor (gene il21r). The transcript has 7 exons. Lineage: Eukaryota; Metazoa; Chordata; Lepidosauria; Squamata; Anolidae. Bases 526 to 2022 code for a protein of 498 amino acids. The record is from RefSeq and is a predicted model, not a curated record. Gene Ontology annotation, biological process: cytokine-mediated signaling pathway. Gene Ontology annotation, molecular function: protein binding; cytokine receptor activity. Gene Ontology annotation, cellular component: external side of plasma membrane.
UAAUAAUAAUAAUAAUAAUAAUAAUAAUAAUAAGUUUAUUUAUAUCCCGCCUCCAUCUCCCCCAAAGGGGACUUGGGGCGGCUUACAGCAAAAUAAAAAAUCAAAAUACAAACAAUGAUAAAAUAUGAAACAUUAAGGACAAAAACAGAAACCAAUAAUAAAAUAUACACAAUAGGCGAAAAAACACAACACAGAAUUAAAACAUCGAAUUAAAAACAAUGAGGUUGCAAUAGUGGAUAAGCAAGGUGCACAUUAUGAGUAACAAAUUCGUAAAUAGAUAAAGGUGUUGGAAAUAUCAACCUCCCAAGUCUUUCACUAUUUAUUUGGUAAUGUAUAUAUUUGCUAACCUGUAUCCUAUGUGUAUGUUGAUUUGCCAGUUUAAUUAUACCUCUUUGGUGUGGGAGGGAUUAUAGACAUGUGAUUGUACUGAGCAUGUUCAGACUCAAGACUCCAUUUUAUGGCCAGUCUAUUCUACACCUCAAUGGAGGUGGAUGCAUGUUGCUGUUUGGACUUCAGUAGAAAAGUAUGACUUAUGGACUUCAGGACUGUGGGGAAGGCGACUCCUGUCUUCUCCUCCCCACGGAUGGGAAGGGCUCCCGGAUGCACUUUGCCUGUUUGGCGGAGCAGAGUCUAUGCUUUGGACAAAACGCCUUUGAGGUGAGAGCCACAGAAGCUGCACCUGGAGCUGCCAAGGAAUGCCAGAAGACGUUCUUCUUGAAGAAAAACAUCAAACCGCAGCCUCCCUUCAACUUGACGGUUUCCGCCUCCCCCUCGGGGUACAACGUGUCCUGGGAGACGCCCUACCAGCACCAGAAGUACCAUCCCCUGAGGGACCGCCUGCGCCACCAGCUACGCAUCCAGAAGAAGGGCCACUCCUGGCAGGGCCAGAUCCAGAAGCCCAUCCUUCAAGACACAGGGUCCCUAUGGCUCCAGCUUCUGGAGUUCAAGGCGGGCACAGAGUUUGAGCUCCAGGUGCGGUCCCAGCCGGAGUCCCCUUAUCAAGGCACAUGGAGUGCCUGGAGCCCCCCGGCCUUCCUCUCCACGCCUUCUAAGACCUCCGACAGCCGCAAGGAAUCCAGAGGGCCCUCCAAGUGGCUGCUGCUGUCCCUGGUUCUACUCCCUGCGCUCCUGGCUUUGCUGGGUCAGAGGUUGUGGAAGAAGCUGGACCCCUUUGUCCCCAGCCCCGCACCCUUCUUCCAGCCACUCUACCUGAGUCACAAGGGAGACUUCAAGAAAUGGGUGGGCAGCCCUGGCCCUGGAGCCACACUGGAGGUCUCGGAGAGGGUCCCUGGAGCCGGGCUUGAAGUACUUGGGAGGGGCAGCGUCAAGCUCCUGGCAUUGCUGGCUUCCUGUGAGGCUGGAUGCAGGGCCCACGAUGGUGCCAGACAUGUGGAGCCCCUCCCUGUGGAAGAGCAGUCCUACGGCCUCCUCUCAAUCGACACAGUCACCGUGGACGAUGGUGGGAUCGGGGCUUGUUGCCCACAGUGUGGCCACUGUGCUGCUGAGGAGCCCCUCCAUGCAGAAGAGGAAGGGGAGGAGGCAGGUGCAAGAAAUGCCUACCGCAGGAUUGAAGACAGCAGCAGUGCGGGCCAGGAUGGGCAGGUCCCCGGGACUGAGGGCCCACCUGAGAGGAACCCUCCUCUCCCCCCACUUCUCUCAAAUGAUGCCCCGGCUGCUCCCCCUCCUGCGGAGGGGCCCUUGUUCUUCUUUGGCCCAACCUUGGCUCUCUUGCAGCCUCCUGAGCGUUGCCUCAUGAUCCCAGAGGAGGAAGCCCCUCCCUAUAGCACUCUGCUGUCCCUCUAUUCGGAGACCGAAGACGAGGGCGACCCCGAGAGCAGCCUGGACCUGGACACCAUUGACAGCGGCUUUGUGGACUGUGACUAUGGAAGUCCUCUGGACUCAGAGAGUGGGAAAAAGCCCUCCAACGAAGGAGAAGCAGCUGCAGUGGAAACCGAAGAGCAGGAGACCUCCCUACCAAGUUACGUCAAGCAGUGGGUCUCUGGCCACAAGCUCAAGGCUUGAAGGCCCUGCACUGGCCCAUCCAACCCCUUGCUAGAUGUUGGUUUACUUUGGGAUAUGGGUGGGUUGUUAUUGUAUUUGUGUUAUGGCUGUUUUCAAGGCAAUGUACAUUUGUGUUUGUGUUUGUUGGAAUCCGCCCUGUGUCUCCUUAGGGAGAUAGGGUGGAAUACAAAUAAAAGUAUUAUUAUUAUUGUA